AUGAUCCAUACAAUGACGCUACUAGUCACCUGCAUUUGCGGUGGAAUAUUUGGUGCUCCAUCCUUCGCUAUCAAUCCCAUUAUUGGAGGCAUUGAGGCUAAGGAAGGUGCUGCCCCUUAUCAAGCAUCGUUGCAAUUUGUUACCAGACAAGGACAUAAACAUUUCUGCGGUGGAUCGAUCAUAGGUGAUCGAUGGAUACUGACUGCAAAACAUUGUGUAGUAAAAACUAAACCGUACUGCGUAAGUGUCCUCGUUGGAACGAAUGACAAAGAAAGGGGUGGAACGAGAUACUCUGUUGAUCGCUUGUUUCCUCACGACUUUCUAGAGCCUGACUCAAUAAACGACAUCGCAUUGGUACGUCUGGCAACGCCACUGAAGCUUACCAAACGGGUGAAAAUAAUUAAGUACUCCAAGGCAGUUGUUCCCGAAAAUGCUACCCUUACAAUCACCGGCUGGGGAGAGAUGUUGAAAGGUGACGGGCGACAAGAACCAGCAAAUAAGCUCCAAACUCUCAAUGUACGCCACAUUGCACUCGAUCGCUGUAGGGCCAUUUUUUCAACUCCAAAUACAACAGAUUCAUCAAUAAUUAACGAUUCAGAUCUGUGCACCGUCGGGUUAAAAAAGCACCAAGGAACGUGUGCAGGUGAUUCUGGCAGUCCGGUAAUAUGGAAGGGAGAACAGGUCGGCAUUGUUAGCCGCGGUAUACGAAUUGGGCAUUGUGCUUUGGGAUUCCCUGACAUUCAAACACGCGUUCCGUUCUAUCAUGAUUGGAUACAGAAGACGAUUGCUGACAACAGUGAUUAA
Molecule: messenger RNA, 804 nt
Organism: Anopheles maculipalpis
Lineage: Eukaryota; Metazoa; Arthropoda; Insecta; Diptera; Culicidae
Product: chymotrypsin-1-like
Exons: 4
Coding region: 1-804 (267 amino acids)
Biological process (GO): proteolysis
Molecular function (GO): serine-type endopeptidase activity
Source: RefSeq, a predicted model, not a curated record